Molecule: messenger RNA, 1005 nt
Organism: Physeter macrocephalus (sperm whale)
Lineage: Eukaryota; Metazoa; Chordata; Mammalia; Artiodactyla; Physeteridae
Gene: NR2C2AP
Product: nuclear receptor 2C2 associated protein
Exons: 5
Coding region: 364-786 (140 amino acids)
Source: RefSeq, a predicted model, not a curated record
CGCUCACGCGGUUCCGGCUACUGAUGAUGUUGGUUUCCCAAGCUGUUUGCAGAGAAACUGAGGCACCGAGAGGGAGCGACUGCUCCCGAAACCCACAGGAAACCCGUUUCCCUUCCUUGGACCCACUGUGAAAGACUUGGCCUCGGGUCAUCGGCAGUGUCCCCGAAACUCCAAAUUUUUCUGGCAAGGGGGUGGUCAAGGAGACAUUUAGGACUGGAGUGACGGAGCAGUGACUGUUCUUGUGCCGUGCUGCAGGUGAGGACGUGAAGACUCUGAGAGUGAACAAGGUCGCGCUUUGGCGGCCGGGAUUUUGAACCCGGACUGAGCCCAGCUCUGAGUCCUGCGAGGCCUUGUGGAACCGAGAUGACCCACUCUUUGGUUUGUCCAGAGACAGUGAGCAGGGUGAGUUCGGUGCUGAAUCGUAACACUCGGCAGUUUGGAAAGAAGCACCUGUUCGACCAGGAAGAGGAGACCUGCUGGAACUCGGACCAGGGCCCCUCCCAGUGGGUAAUACUGGAGUUUCCCCAGCGCAUUUGUGUCUCCCAGCUGCAGAUCCAGUUCCAGGGGGGCUUUUCCAGUCGCCAGGGCCGCCUAGAAGGUUCUCAGGGGAGUGAGGCUCUUAGCAAGAUUGUGGACUUUUAUCCUGAGGACAACAACUCGCUUCAGACUUUCCCUGUGCCAUCUGCUGAGGUGGACCGGCUGAAAGUGACAUUUGAGGAUGCCACUGAUUUCUUUGGCCGAGUGGUCAUCUACCACCUGCGGGUGCUAGGGGAGAAGAAGGUGUGAGGCCACUGGGUGGCUGCCUCCUCCAGGAAGUCCUCCGGGAAGCACAGUGAAGUCCUUCAAGUUCUGCACAGAAGGUUUAUUGGUUCCUCUUGGAAAGGGCCCCCUCCCACCAUCUGUCCAGGAGCUGCCUUUGAAGCCAGUUCUGGGUUCCCCCAGCUCUGGGUCGACCAUUUUGUUCCCUGAGUGUCUGAGUCCCUGGCAGACGGAGUUCACUCAGGG